AGAAAGGACGAAAAUUUAGGAAGAAGAAGAAGAAUUUGGAGUAUUUAUUAAUGGGGUUACGGUUUAUCCAUUCAUUUGACGUAAGGGCUGAGGCAAAUUUCCAUCUUCUUAAGCAUUUAUUUACUCUCUUCCACUGAAAUCUGUCAUACAAUCAGUCAUACAGUAAAACGAAGGAUCCUGAUUGAAUACAAAAAUGUCAGGUCCUCAAUGCUGUUCAAACCCACCAACUCUAAACCCCAGCAGCGGCGCCGGCCAUAUCGAACAACUCGGUGGCCUUACCACCUACGUCUCCGGCUCCCCUGACUCCAAACUCGCUGUCCUUUUUAUUACCGAUGUCUACGGAUUUGAAGCUCCACUUUUAAGGAAGCUAGCAGAUAAGGUUGCAGCUGCUGGGUUCUUUGUGGUUGCUCCUGAUUUCUUCCAUGGAGAUCCAUUUGUCCCAGAUGAUGCUAAUAGGCCCAUUCGGGUUUGGUUACAAGAUCAUGAAACUGAAAAGGGUUUUGAUGAUGCGAAGCCAGUAGUUGAAGCUCUGAAAAACAAAGGUAUCACAGCGAUUGGAGCCGUAGGCAUUUGCUGGGGUGCCAAGGUUGUGGUUGAGCUUGCAAAAGUGGAGUUGAUUCAAGCUGCUGUGUUGCUACAUCCUUCGUUUGUCACAGUCGAUGACAUCAAAGGGGUCAAAGCUCCCAUUUCGAUACUAGGAGCGGAGAUCGAUCACAUGUCUCCUCCAGAACUCUUGAAAGAAUUUGAAGAAAUCUUGUCUGCAAAGCCUGAGGUCGACGGGUUCGUAAAGAUCUUUCCAAAGGUUUCUCAUGGGUGGACUGUGAGGUACAAAGUGGAAGAUGAAGAGGCUGUCAAAUGUGCAGAUGAAGCUCAUGAGGACUUGUUGGCUUGGUUUACUAAGUAUGUUAAGUAAUUGAAUUGGCCAUUGUGAAUCCCUGUUGUUAGUAUCUUUGUGUUGUGAGCCAUUUUACUCUUUAAGCUCAGAAUAAGACGUUGGGAUAUGCUGCUGCUUUCUAAUAUCUCAUUGAAAAACAUGGGAACAGUCGUAAUAUUAGCAGAUUUGAUGAUGAUCAUGUUGAUGAUAGUACAACAAUAAGUUUUGCAUU
Cucumis sativus (cucumber) is the source of this 1106-nucleotide messenger RNA. RefSeq names its product endo-1,3;1,4-beta-D-glucanase. The transcript is spliced from 7 exons. Lineage: Eukaryota; Viridiplantae; Streptophyta; Magnoliopsida; Cucurbitales; Cucurbitaceae. The record is from RefSeq and is a predicted model, not a curated record. Bases 194 to 913 code for a protein of 239 amino acids. Gene Ontology annotation, molecular function: hydrolase activity.